AUGUUAGACUUUAGAUUUGAUACUACAACUGGAAGAACGGAUGUCAGCUAUCCUCUCGUCGCCGGUCACAAGGGCCCAGUACUGGACAUAGCCUGGUGUCCUUUUAAUGAUAAUGUCAUCGCCAGUGCUUCCGAAGAUGGCAUCGUCAGAGCAUGGCAGAUUCCGGAAGGUGGUCUGCUGAGGCCUCUGGUGGAUCCUGUUGUUGAACUAGUGGGACAUCAGCGCAGGGCAGGAUUGGUUUUAUGGCAUCCUUCUGCUAAUAAUGUGCUGCUGAGUGCAGGAGCGGACUGUAAAAUUUUCAUCUGGAAUGUGGGCACGGGAGAAAUAUUUUCUCAGAUAGACCAUCCCGAUCUGAUCUUCCACUGUAGCUGGAACUGGGAUGGAAGUCGUCUCGUCACCACGUGCAAAGACAGGAAGAUCAGGAUUUACAACCCAAGGACUGGCGAUUUAGAAAUGGAAGCGAUGGGCCACGAAGGAGCAAAGCCUCAACGUGCUAUUUAUUUGAGAAACGGAAGAAUUUUUACCACAGGAUUUUCUCGCAUGAGCGAACGACAAUAUGCAUUACGUAAUGAGUCAUCUCUUAAAGACCCCAUCAUUCUAGAAACAUUAGAUACAAGCAACGGCGUCUUAUAUCCAUUCUACGACCCAGAUGUUAAUCUUCUUUAUCUUUGUGCCAAGGGUGACAGCAACAUCCGAUACUUUGAAAUAACGGACGAGGCGCCGUAUGUUCACUACAUCAGCACGUUUCAAUCUUCCGAACCCCAAAGAGGCAUGGGAGUUAUGCCAAAGAGAGGUUGCGAUGUUCACCAAUGUGAAAUUGGAAGAUUUUACAAAUUACAUUCUCGUGGCUUCUGUGAAGUCAUUUCAUUUACUGUGCCAAGAAAGUCCGAACUAUUCCAAGAUGAUCUGUAUCCUCCCACCCUGGCCGAUGUUCCCGCAAUUUCUGCUGAAGAGUGGUCCGACGGAAAAAAUGCUGAGCCAAUAUUGUUUUCUCUGAAAGACGGCUACAUUCCUGCUAAAAAACAAGAAUUAAAGGUGACGAAGAAACCAAAUAUUUUGGACAAGAUGCCCGCAAAGAACUCGAAUGUGUCGGCUGGAACGGCUGAUUCGUCGGUAAAUAUUGUUUUUAUUUGCAUGUUUGUUGUAAGAGAUUCAGGAUUCAAAGUAUGAUAAUUAUGUACAUUU
This is a messenger RNA of Centruroides sculpturatus (bark scorpion), 1185 nucleotides long. RefSeq names its product coronin-1C-like. Gene Ontology annotation, molecular function: actin filament binding. NCBI's taxonomy places the organism in Eukaryota, Metazoa, Arthropoda, Arachnida, Scorpiones, Buthidae. The record is from RefSeq and is a predicted model, not a curated record. Gene Ontology annotation, biological process: actin filament organization. Bases 1 to 1170 code for a protein of 389 amino acids. The transcript is spliced from 9 exons.